AUGGGUCCCCUGCUGUUUGACUACUAUGUGGUUGAAUCCUUGACAGCAGCUGCAAAUUUUUGGGCCGCAUGCAUCCUCAGAGCAUCCUCCGUGGAAUAUGGUGAUGCAAAGGAUUUAUGUGGGCAUCAUUCAUGUGAUACUCUGGGAAUGGCAGACGUUGGGACCAUAUGCUCUCCUGAGCGCAGCUGUGCAGUGAUUGAAGAUGACGGCCUCCAUGCAGCUUUUACAGUGGCUCACGAAAUUGGGCACUUGCUUGGGCUUUCCCAUGAUGACUCUAAAUUUUGUGAGGAGAACUUUGGUUCCAUGGAAGAUAAGCGCCUGAUGUCCUCCAUUCUGACUAGCAUUGAUGCUUCAAAACCCUGGUCCAAAUGCACAUCAGCAACUAUAACGGAAUUUUUCGAUGAUGGUCAUGGUAACUGUUUGCUGGACCAACCGAGAAAGCAGAUCCUGGGCCCCGAGGAGCUUCCGGGACAAACCUAUGAUGCCAUUCGUCAGUGCAAACUGGCUUUUGGACCGGAAUACACAGUGUGUCCCGGUAUGGAUGUUUGCUCUCGCCUCUGGUGUGCAGUUGUGCGCCAAGGUCAGAUGGUUUGUCUGACUAAGAAGCUGCCUGCUGUGGAGGGAACACCAUGUGGAAAAGGGAGGAUCUGCCUCCAGGGAAAAUGUGUUGACAAAACCAAGAAGAAAUACUACUCAGCUUCAAGCCAUGGUAACUGGGGGUCCUGGGGACCUUGGGGACAGUGCUCCCGUACCUGUGGUGGAGGAGUUCAGUUUGCUUAUCGUCACUGCAAUAACCCAGCUCCUAGAAACAACGGCCGGUACUGCACUGGCAAGAGGGCCAUCUACCGCUCCUGCAACGUCACACCCUGCCCAGCAAACGCUAAAUCUUUUCGACAAGAGCAGUGUGAAGCAAGGAAUGGCUAUCAGUCUGACGCAAAGGGUGUCAAGACAUUUGUUGAAUGGGUCCCCAAGUACGCUGGAGUGCUUCCCGGAGAUGUUUGCAAGCUCACCUGCCGCGCCAAAGGAACUGGCUAUUAUGUGGUAUUUUCUCAGAAGGUAACUGAUGGUACUGAAUGUCGACCAUACAGUAAUUCAGUCUGUGUCCGGGGAAAAUGCAUCCGAACUGGUUGCGAUGGCAUCAUCGGUUCCAAGCUCCAGUAUGACAAAUGCGGGGUGUGUGGAGGAGACAAUUCCAGCUGCACAAAAGUCAUGGGAACCUUUACCAAAAAGAGCAAGGGCUACACAGAUGUAGUGAAAAUCCCAGAAGGGGCGACCCACAUCAAAGUUCGGCAGUUCAAGACUAAGGACCAGAGCAGGUUCACUGCCUACCUGGCCCUGAAAAAGAAAAACGGUGAGUACCUUGUCAAUGGAAAAUACAUGAUCUCCACUUCAGAAACAAUCAUUGACAUCAACGGGACUGUCAUGAACUACAGCGGCUGGAGUCACAAAGAUGAUUUCUUGCACGCAAUGGGACACUCUGCCACAAAAGAGGUUCUUAUUGUGCAGAUACUUGCGACUGAUCCAACUCAACCAGUGGAUGUCCGCUAUAGUUUCUUCGUGCCAAAGAAGCAAGGGCAAAUGACUAACUCUGUCACCAGCAGCGGCAGCAGCAGCAGCAGCAAAGUUACUCCACAGCUCACGCAACCCCGCUGGGUUACGGGGCCGUGGCUUUCUUGUUCUCGAACGUGCGACACAGGAUGGCACACCAGGACUGUCCAGUGCAAAGACGGGCAUGGAAAAUUAGCUAAGGGAUGUCUUCUCUCUCAGAGACCAUCAGCAUUUAAACAGUGCUUGUUGAAAAAGUGUUAA
This is a messenger RNA of Leptosomus discolor (cuckoo roller), 1809 nucleotides long. The record is from RefSeq and is a predicted model, not a curated record. Lineage: Eukaryota; Metazoa; Chordata; Aves; Leptosomiformes; Leptosomidae.